CCGCCUUCUCUGCCCUACCUGACUCAUUUUCAUCGUUUCCAUUACUCUCUCCCUGUCUCACACACGUAUACAUACUUGAGGGCUUUUUUGAGGUUUAUGGGCGUGGAUUGGGUUACAUUAGCUGAAUUGUUGAAAUUCUGUGGUCUUGCUUUUGUUGAACGAAUGUUUUGAUUAAAUAUGCCAAGUAUCAGAGCUCCAGCGACCAAGAAAACUACAACUCUCACUGUUGCUGUAAAAUGUAGGCCAUUAACCGAGAAAGAACGUGGCCGUGAUAUAGUGCGAGUAAACAACAGUAAGGAGGUAGUUAUUUUGGAUCCGGACUUGUCAAAGGACUACCUAGAUCGGAUACAGAAUCGAACAAAAGAGAGAAGAUAUGCUUUUGAUUAUGCAUUUGCUCCAAACUCUAAAAAUUUGGAUGUCUAUGAGAGAAGUAUAUCUUCUACAAUCUCCGGGGUAGUUCAUGGUCUAAAUGCUACAGUGUUUGCAUAUGGUUCAACUGGAAGUGGAAAAACCUAUACAAUGGUAGGAACUGCAAGUGACCCAGGUCUGAUGGUUCUCAGUCUAAAUACAGUAUUCGAUUUUAUAAAAAAUGAUAAGAGCUCCGAUGAAUUUGAAGUUACUUGUUCCUACCUUGAAGUGUACAAUGAGGUGAUCUAUGAUCUGCUUGAAAAAUCAUCUGGUCAUUUGGAACUCAGAGAGGAUCCAGAGCAGGGGAUAAUUGUAGCUGGCCUUAGAUGUAUCAAGGUCAACUCAGCUGAUAAGAUUCUUGAGCUUUUAAAUGUGGGGAACAGUAGGCGCAAAACUGACAGCACGGAUGCUAAUGAAACAUCAUCACGUUCACAUGCAGUUUUGGAAAUAUGUGUGCUUAGAAGGCAGAAAAGGAAAUAUAGGAGUCAAGUUAUUCGUGGUAAACUUGCACUUGUGGAUCUUGCUGGGAGUGAACGAGCUUCUGAAACAAACAGUGGCGGCCAGAAACUGAGAGACGGUGCCAAUAUAAACCGGUCACUUCUGGCUUUGGCAAACUGUAUAAAUGCUCUGGGAAAGCAACAGAAAAAGGGUCUAGCAUACGUCCCUUAUCGUAAUAGCAAAUUGACACGGAUCCUUAAAGUUGGCUUGAGUGGGAAUUCUCAAACAGUCAUGAUUGCAACUAUAUCACCAGCAGAUAAUCAAUAUCAUCACACUGUUAAUACCUUGAAAUAUGCGGACCGUGCCAAGGAAAUCAAAACACACAUCCAGAAAAAUAUUGGCACUGUUGAUACACAUGUAUCGGAUUAUCAGCGUAUGAUUGACAGUCUUCAGACGGAGGUCAGUCAGUUAAAGACACAACUAGCUGAAAAGGAAUCACAACUGAACAAACCUACUGAAAGACCAGUGGAUGAUGAAUUAUCCUGGUUGAACAUAUUGAGCCAAGAAACCAGUGAAAAUGUUCAGGAACGGAUAAACUUACAGAAAGCAUUAUUUGAACUUGAGGAAACUAAUCUUAGAAAUCGAACUGAGCUACAACAUCUUGAUGAUGGUAUUGCAAAGCAGCAGGUCAUUGAAAAUGAUGGAACAGUUGUGCAGGCUUUAGUAUUAAGGCGACAACUUGUUUUGGACAAUAUCCGUGACAAUGACGAGACUGGCGUUAUUUACCAAAAGGAAAUUGAAGCCAAUGAGAAACGCCGAUGCCAAUUACAGGAGAUGAUUGAUGAGGCCAUUAGUAACAAUGCAAAUAAGACCUACUUACGUAUUCUCAGUCAAUAUAGACUCCUGGGAAUGACUAAUACCGAGCUUCAGUUUGAAAUGGCAAUGAGAGAUCAAGUGAUUCACAAUCAAAGGGAAACACAAAGAAACCUAUGGAAUCUUGUUAUGGGGUUAGGACUAGAUGAGAAGCAGCUGCUUAAGCUUGCUGCUAAGCAAGGUAUAGUUAUCGAAGACUGGGCAAUGACACCUCAGUUGGGUUUGAGUGAUGGGACUGCGUCAUGGAAGAUGGGACAUGAAAGAUCUCCUCACAUACCUCUUUGUUCCGCCAGUCGACAGUCGUGCCCUAAUCCUUCCAGUACAUCCCCACAAAACCAAGCUGGGCCUAGGCCUUUUUCUGAAGGAUAUGGAGACACAUAUUGCCGGGAGGAGCACCAUUCGUCGUAUUAUUUUAUGUCUCAUAAUUCUCCAUCUACAUACAUGAGUCUAACUAGGAGCAGUGAGAAUUGGGUUGGUCAUAUGUCAAGCUCACUAUAUCCAUCUCCUGAUAUGCAUCCUCCUGGUUUAGGCGAUUCAUAUCUCAAAAUGAGAGGCACAGGCUCCUCAAACGGUGAUGGCCGUGCAUCAACUUCUCCUCACCAGAAGGAUGCAUCGAGGAGAAUGUCAAGGCAAUAAUGAGAUGACUAGUUGCAGUGAAGAUGCAAUCCCUUAGGAGAGAGGUCAGGGCAGAUACAAACCAAUCUGAGCAGCUUGUCUCAAAUGAUUGCAGAUAAUCUGUUGUAAGUUGGUAGUGUAUAAAUAGGAGUUCCAUCCAAUAUUCUUUCUGUAUCUAACAACUUUGCUUCAUUUUCAUAUUUUAUAGCAUACAGAAGUUUCAAA
This is a messenger RNA of Cynara cardunculus var. scolymus (artichoke), 2559 nucleotides long. RefSeq names its product kinesin-like protein KIN-8B. The transcript is spliced from 17 exons. Bases 178 to 2355 code for a protein of 725 amino acids. The record is from RefSeq and is a predicted model, not a curated record. Lineage: Eukaryota; Viridiplantae; Streptophyta; Magnoliopsida; Asterales; Asteraceae. Gene Ontology annotation, molecular function: microtubule binding; microtubule motor activity; ATP binding. Gene Ontology annotation, biological process: microtubule-based movement.